CGCAAAGGUGUGGGAGCUUUAUUCCCUACGAGUACGAACUAGGGCGCAGUGGUUACUCGAUCGUAGGAUGGAUGUAGCACUGCAACCGAAAAACAAUGCUGGUCUCGGAGGCGCUGGUGGAGGCUUCGGAGGUGUAUCUUCUUCAAGCAAGAAUGGAAACAUCGUCGAUACAGCUGGCACAUUUGCCGUGUUAAACCCUGGUAAGCAGAACGUGCAUUCCCGAUUAGGGGACGUGUCGCGUGAUGUUGUAGCAGAAGCCCAGCUGUCGCAAGUCGUGCAGCAAGUUAUCGACGCACCUUCGACUCCACGCGAUGCCACGUUGGUGCAAAAUUGUGUUGCGCAAAUCCGUACGUCUUCAAAUACUUCUGGAGUAUUGCUCGACUCCCGUAUCGCUUGGAAUGGAGUGUAUGCACACCCAGAAGACCGCACUAAAUGGGCUAUAGCCAACGCAAAACUUCUGAAGGAGAAGGUGAGAAACUUGAUGAUAUUAGCGCGCAGACAGCAAGGUCGAGGAGGUGGUGGAAUCGGAGCAGGUGGAGUUGCAAACGAUGAAGAAGUUGCAACUUCACCAUUCAUCCCAGCAGCCCUUCGCAACGAGAUGUCGGAGGAAUUACGAAGCCUGAAGCUACAUCCGAGUUUCUUUUACCAAGCUGGACCUUCAGCUCGUCCACAGUUAAUAGCUGCUCCUGGAUCUACAGGAGUCCAAGGCGACGAGGAUCAUCCUGUAAUCCCCACAGCUGACGAGGCGUUAGCAGUGGAAGAGAGUGAAUUCGAUAGCUUGACACUUUCAGUUCCGAGUACAGAUAGCCCCACGGGCGAUAGAACUACAAGAACAACGACUUGGCGUCAACGACGCUUGUUGCAGCGUGUCGGUCAGCUUGGGUCUCUGAGCAGCAGUGCACAGGAUUUACAUCUAGUGCGUGGCGGACGCGGGCCAGCUCGUCAAACACAAUAUCAAUCCUUGCAGCAACGUCGCGAGCUAUUCGACCAAGCUGGUGCAGCUGUUGGAGAAGUUUCUAGUGUUUUCCAGUCUAUGGCGGAAACUUUCACGAAGAUUGAGGAAGAGUCAACUUCUCGCGACUUCGAAAAUGCGGUUUUCAGACGUGGCCAAUCUGCUUUGGCGGAACUCGAAAAAGCGUCGAAUGCUUACUUUCUAGACCGCGCUGGCGGUGUGGAUGCCAUGUUCGGACAGCCCUUGGACCCUGCGAGGAGAAAGAAGCAUAACUUGGGACCGUUGAAGACCAAAGGUCAAGGUCAAGGUGGGUCUCUUCGAGAGUCAAAAGCGCAAGGAGGUGGGGAAAUCAAUGCUACGCCUCCUAACAGUAUGGAUGAUCCUGACGACGCGGCUGAAGGCGAUGCAGGUCGUCGAAACGCGACUGACAUCGCGAUGGAGCUAGCGGAAGCAACGAAUGCAACAGCUGCUCAAGCAGUUAGGCUAGUCUUGAACACGCGGAACAUCCUUCGCAGUCUCGGAUCGUCUUACUUGAUGAAAACAUCUUCUCCCUUGCAUCUUGAAAAAUCCUUGACAGAGGCUUUGUUUGAGACCGCAGAUGCGCUAAUCGGAGGAAUCGAGAAGGCAAAGCGAUGGUUCGAGCUUGCGCGGGACAUGAACGAGUUUCCGCAGUAUUUCAGUAUGCGCCAGCUGCAGUUUAUGCGUGUCUCGAACAGGGUGUCGCCAAUUGACGCCAGACGGGCUUGGCGUUUCCAUCAGCACAGGACGAUUCCGAUCACGAAGUUCCUACGCACCGUGGCUUCCCCGGAAGCCAACGAGGACGAGGAAAUAGUUGCCCAGUCUCAAAAAAUUGCUGAUCAAGAAGAUGAACGUCACAAAAACGGACGUGAAGAAGGUGAGGUCGAGAAGCUGCAAAAGGAACUGGAAGAGGCAGAACGACGUGCAGCUGGAGGUGUUCAAUCACUUCAACAAGCAAGUCUACUAGUAAAUCCUUUCCUCCCCCCCGGUGGUCUACUAAAUCCUUUCCUCCCCGGUGGAGGUUUUCAACAGAACAUGUCUCGUCCCAUUGACGGCGAGCAAGAAGUCCUGAGGCUGCUAGAAGCGCAGGCUGCCCUAGAAGACGAGGAUGAGGAAGACGACUACGCUUGGGCCAAACGCAAUAGAGUGGGCCUUGCUCCAGAAACAGGACCAACGACAUUAGGAGGCUUGAUCGGGCAAGCUGUUGUGCGUGGGGUCUCUUCGUUCGCGAAUGCAUUCACUGGUCAAAAUACACUAGCACCAGAAGACCUCGUACCCGUCGACGUCGAGUCGCAAGUCGAUGCAGGCUUACGUCCGUUCGAGAAACGCCAUGUGGAAGAGAACAAAGACCGUCAAAGGCGGUCAAUAGAAGCUCUAGCGGCUGGAGAACGAUUGACGCAGGUUGUAGAUGCCUCAGCCUUGAGAGAAAUGGACGGACUAGAACAGGGAUUGUUUGCCCGAUUUCCUUCAGUCGGCGGGUCUUGGUCAUCGGACGCUACGUUUAAGGGUUGGAGUCGGGUAAACUCCGCAGAAGCGGGCUUCCGUUACUCUAAAGUGGCGGGAAGGAGGAGCGUGAAGAAAAAAAUUGACGAAGAAGAAAAUGAUGAUGAUGAUGCUAUGGACACUUCUACUCCUGGACCCACCAGCGCACGACCCCAGGACAACUAUACCUUAAGUUCCCCAAAAGCCACAACGAGACUGCGAAAGGUUGUUACCCCUCGUUUCGAGACCAAACAGAUCGUCCGCACGCAGAUGAAAGAGACCGCAAUGCGCAUUCGCCAGAGUCUAGAAAGCCUGAAUCCAGGUCAACCCGUGAACUCAUACAUGACGCAGAGAGGGGUUUGGUUGCGAUACAGGAUCGGAGGAGCUUUUUCAAAAAUCCGCAUGCCUGGUGGAGUCUCCAAUUUCAGUCGUUUGUCAAGAUUUUUGGCCUUGAGUGGCAUCCCACGCGCAAGGGCGGCGCUGCAACAGGUUGGUUUGAUGAAUCCUAACAUUAGGAAUAACCAAGCUCAUCAAGAACAGCGGCUGCUGGAAGCUCACCAACAACAGCAAGCUGCGAAUUUGAUGAUGAACAAUCCAGUUGGUGCUGCACUAGGAGCCGGAGGUCAAGGACAACAACAACUUUCUGCAGAAGAGGCACAGGCCCAGCAGGAAAAAGACUUGAAAGAAGAAAUGAAGAAACGAGCGGAGCAAGAGCGUCGUGAGCUUACUCUUGGCUUGCCAGAUUCUGCGCUUUCCGAUCGUGGCAUCUGGGGUUACGUCUACGUAAACUUCCAGCGCAACGCCCAACGCGACGCCUCGAAGAGGAAAAUUGACUACAGUAAGCGUCUUCACGCGCCAGCGAUUCAAAACCAGAUGGCCCUGCGACACAAGCAAGCCACGGACCACGUAGCCGUAGGCGAAUGUUUGCGAGCUGGUGCGUCGUUAUUGUUAAGGCCUCACUUAAUCCACCUUCAAGCUCAUCUGUAGGCCGAUUUCAAGUAGAAAAGUGGACACAGAUGAGGCAAAGAUGGACUGUAGUGAGCUCUAAUAUUGAAUCUGGAAAAGCAUCUACCACCCGAUGCGGUAGGGGCAAAAGCGGUGCAAGAUGCGGCGUUUUUAGCGAAGAGGAGGAGAGAUGCUGUGCACAAAGAAAUGAUCGGCUGGCCGUCUAGUCGCUUGAAGGAAGUGAAUGACGAAAUUCAAAGACUUGAAUCGAAGGGCACUAGUGCAGUAAAACAGCGAAUAGAGAAAGGACACUUGGUAAACCAAAUAGCAGAAGGCCAGAAAAAGUGGGAGGAAGACACGAAGGCCCGCGAGGAGCUAAAUGAAGAGAGAAUCGCGGAAACUGGAUUCGGCCUAGAGGAACCAUCUGAAGAGGAGUGGGAGGCGUUGCAGACCGCUGUUGAAUUUAAGACUUCCCGUCAUUCUUCAUCUAGAGGAUGAAUCUACUUUGCCACGUUUCCAAGAGGAAAACGUGUCAAAGAUGACUUUCUUUUUCACCCUUUUGCUUGUCAUUGUCUUUCCUUCGAUCAUCGUUGCCUUCUCUUGUUGAGUUGUUGUAGCUUUUGGUUGGGUUAGGGUAGAUUUAUCGUUACCUCAAGUUGAGCAUGCCAUUAUUUAGGUAAGCUCUAACGAAUUCGUCGCUUUGCUGCAUGACGACUCUUUUGAUACGGAGCGACUGCUUUCGCCGAAAGAGUAUGAAGAUUGGCUCCAAAGAGAAUGGCAACGGGCUCGCCUGUGGCGACAUCGAGCAAAGAGUGCAGCGAAGCUGGAAAAUGCAAGAGUGGAAUACGACAGAAUCUUCGAAGCAAACGCAAGUGUUGUACCGGGCAUGGGUACUAGUGGUGUUACAACCGCAUCUCUGAAAAUGGAGUCUUUUUACGCUCAAGUUGACUCUUAUGUAAAGGCUGGCAAAACAGGUAAAGGUAAAGAUGUUGCAAAAGAAAAAAUUGGUGCGAAUGGUCAACAAGGAGGUGCUACUGCUAAACAAGGAAAAGCAGAUGAAGGAAAAAAGGCAGAGAAGAGUAAAGAAACCAAAGAACCGAAGAUAUCGAAAAUUCGCCAGAUGCACAACGCUGCUUUUAAUUCCAGUCUAGAGACCCAAGAUUGUAACAAUGUCUUGUUCCCCAUCGCUCAACAUCCACAAUUCCGUGACCUAAAACGUUUCUACCCAGCGACUGAUUUGCUUCUACGUGGAAAGAAGAUCUUGGCAAGGCUCACAGCCAUAAUCGCAGAGGCAGAAGAAAUGCUGCGACACAAGGUGCUAGUGCCGCUGUAUGCCCAUUUGAAGAAUGAAGUUCGAGAACACAGUACUGCUAUUACUAGUACUGGACACACUACUAGCUCUUUGCAGAUCCCAGCGCCCGUACCAACCCUGGGGUAUCUUGAAGUCUUGGACGUUGCUUUGCAUCGGCCAUCUGCUUAUCGACUGCAUGGAAGUGAUGCUAUGACACCAUUACCUAGGCCAAUUCCUUUUGGCAGCAUCACGGCUGCUCGCAGUGUCUACCAAGAAUCGUUUGAAGAGCAGGUUUCUCUCAUGAUGUUAGGCGAAGGUGGUAGUCUGAAUGGCGAAGGAGCUGGUGUGGGAGCCCAGGGACAAGCAAUGAAUCCUGAGGAGCAGUCUCAUCAUCAAGUAUUGCAGAUAGAGCGCAAUGACUCAGUGAAGUUUGGCGAUCAAAAUGCAGGACACCAGGUUAGGGCAGGUCGCGUUGUCACUGCUGAUAUGCGGCUCGCGGAUAGGGUUAUCAUAAUUGAAAGUGAGCGAUUGGCUUAUCGUUUGACGGAAACGGACCCAAGCGAUGAUGAAAAUGCCAAUGGUAUUGGAGGAGGCUCUUCUUCUGAGCUCUACCGUGUGAUUCCCUACUUCCAUGGUCUCGGAUCUGCUCAGCAUUCCGAUGUCGAUUACGCUUUGAUGUUACGUGGCAUGCUCAGUCUCUGGCAUGCAGCAGGCAGCACGGUCCUUCAAUCUCGUAGUCGAUACGAAAACGUCGCCUUUUUCAAUUUCAUCUACGAUGGCCUUUGUGCGCCGUUCUUGACGACGGUGGAUCGCGGUUCCGGGUCUUCUGGAGGCGGAUGGGGUCCAAGUGAGCAAAGACUCUACAACGCUAUGGUCACUGGUGGAACGCCUGAUGAUGAUAGUGUGGAGGACUAUGAACCGUUUAACUUGCGAAAAGUCGAUCCUCUCUCUUUGCUACGUGUGCGCGCCUAUCUGCGCAUGGAGACCGCGCAACAAGAGAUUUGUCGUGAAGUUGGUCGUGAUCAUACCCAUCAUCUGGUCGAAACGGGUUUGAGACGGAGACUCUUUCGCCGUCGCGACGUGUCGCGGAGUGAGGAAGCGCAAGUAAAAAGCGAAUUGAAAGAACGCUUCCGUCAUAGUCGUGCGUUCACAGACAUCAACCAUAGUCAAUCCAAAAUGACUCAAGCUUCCCGCGAAAGCAAUGAAAGGCAUCACGUGGAAGCUCGCAUGCGCACCAACAUUCGUGCUGCUGAUGCUUUGCAACGUCUUGCUGAUAAAACGAUGUAUUUGCACGAGCCUGGAGAGCGCACGCCUUUGAGUUUUGAACGAUUGGAUGAUGCUACUGGACUCGUCGUGGACAUUCCAGCAGAUAGGACUUGGUUCACCGAUAGUGGCAUGGUUUCAGGAUCAAGCUCUGGAACAUCAAGGCAGCUUGUCUACGAAGAACAUCCUUCAGCAAGGCGUGACCGCGUUCGUGCUGCGAUGGGACUCGAGGGCUUUCAUCCAUCUGUCUUUGGCGCUGUAGCGAAAGUCAUGACGGGCGGUGCUGGUGCUGAUACAGCUACUGCACCUCGAGGACCUCCAACUUCGUUAAUGGCUCGUUUAGAUCCUGGCAGCCUUUUCCUUGCUCAGUUUGAGAAUGUGCGGUUGCUGAAUCGCAGUGACGUGGAUGACAAUGCCAGACACACCUAUGGGGAUAGCGGCAUCCGCUAUGGUGGGAGUGAAGUUUUCUUCCAAGAAGAGCCUGCAAUCGCUGGAAGCAGAAAUGUGGAGCUCUAUUUGGAACAUUUUUUCGCCAACAAGUACCGCAAUGUUCAAGCUUGGCGUAUGUGGUUGGAGGAAAGCAUCAAGUUUGGAGGGUUCGUGAAUAUUCCCACAGUGGUCGCUGGUGCCUUCGUCAACGCUGACGACCCGCAGGACAAGGGUGCGGCAUUGGUGAGAGACUUAACGCAGCUAGCAAGAAAUGGAGAAGCUUUAGGUGCUUUCACGAGCCGAACAGAAGGAGACUAUAAUGCAAAUAGGAACAGCAACCUUCUGGGUCGAAUGCUCGGAGCCGCAGAUGGAGGCUCGCAGCGAGAUACGGCUGUCCGACAAACAGAUGCGAUUUCAGCCGAGGGCGUAGCGAAUGCGCUAUUCUGCCACGGCGAAGAGGCACAACAAGCUGCCAGAGACGGCGUACAGACACCAGCUGUAAUGGGAAGAGACGGAGGAUGCAUAAAAUGUCACGCCGGAAACUGCUACUAUGUGCGCGAGAACACCUUGGAUGCUAUGUUAAAACCCGAUAUGGGAUCUGCUUAUCCACAAUUAGCGGCUCAAGCGUUUAACAGGCUUGUCGAGGACAAGGUGCCCAAUGCUCUUCGGAGGGCUCAAGAAAAAGCUAAGCGAGAAGCAGCAGAGAAAGAAAAGGAAGCUAAUGCGAAUGGAGGAAAUGAAGAACAGGUUCCUCCACCUCCAGCGCCACAUCACGAACAGAGACCUGGUAGGGGAUCACCGUUCAACAAGGGUAAAUGCGAGCAGGCCUGUGCUUGUCACAAUAAGAUGUUGAAUAUAUCCUCUCCUUUCGCUAUUGGGACCGAUCGAUCUCUGCAGGGAUCAGUUGCGGCCAACGACCCUGUUUUUAAUACUGGACCACAAGACUCCGAUGAUGAAAAGCGUGGCCUCACACUCGAAACUAAAGUUGCCUCGUGGAAGUCUGCUUUUGCUGGCAAGGACGGCGUGGAAACAGGUUUCCGUGACGCUGUGGGCGCGCCCUGGUCGCAGUACGAGUGUCAAGUAGCGUGCCAGGUUUGUAGAAUGAAACUAGGGAAAAAUUUGGAGGAGGGCAAUUCCAGGCAUAGACUGGAUCAAGGCUUGCAGAUGUGGAACGAAAUGCAGGUUCACGGGAACUACGCCUGGGUUGCCAUGCUAAGGGACUACAGCAACGCUUUAGUUCUAAGGCAAACAAAUUUGCAGGAUCUGGUAGAGAUUCAAUGGGACGAAGACGCCGAACGUCUGUUUCACAAGAAUCAAGACUCGGAAGAUGCAGCGGAUCCAGUGCUUCUUGCCUCGAGCGCUGCUGGGUCCAGAAGGGAAGUACUGUUCUCUAUCCGCGGCGGACGAAGGGGAGUAGGUUCUACUAGAAGAAGUAGUAGUCGGCCAUCUCAACAACAGGGUCCUCGCCUGUCAUCUCCAACUCCAGGUCCAGGGCAAGUGCAGGUCCGUUUGUUGAACGACAGAGCUCAACGACUGGACUUGCGACCCUCCAAGGAAGACGAAAAGACACUGCAAAUUGUGCUACGUCAUGCUGCACUGGCCGAUACCCGUAAGGGACGUGAGCACCUGGAAAAAAUGGUCGGAAGCUCCUACAGAAUCAUCGUGAGGAGCCCCUUUGCGCCUAUACAGUUGAUCCGCAUAUCUGGUUCUGGAUCUGUAGCUGGCAGGGACUCAGAGGACGACUAUACAGCCAGCAAGAGAGCCUUAGUAACGAGAUGGAAACAUCAGAUGCUUUCUCGGGUGGCACUGCGGAGUCGGCAAGGUAGUUCAUCUGCGCAGAUAAUGACGAACAUGGAGACUUUAGUUGCAACCGUUUCGAAUUCGUAUUUGAACCCGCCGAAACAAAAAGCAGACGAUGCAAGACCUCCAACUUCUCCUUACAGUAAAAAGAGAGACCAUUCAGCCCAAACCGUGACUCAAUCCUAUGAGCUUGCUGUGAAACGCAUCGUAAAAGCCGCUGAAAGAAAGGAAUAUCAGGAUGUGAAAUGGACUGAGCAAAAAAAGAAAACUGAAGAGGAGAUAGCAGCAGAUAAGUUUGCGCGCAAAGUUGCUUCAGAAACAGGCUUCGUCAACGCAGAGGCUAGGUUAGCAACCUACUUUGCUAGGGAAAUCGUUUUGCGGGUAUCCUUGCCGAAAAAAACGCAAGAUCGAGUGAAGAGUGAGGUCGGCGGAAGCACUGACUUUUGGGUAAGGAAUGCUAUGCAGCAGGUACCAGUUUGUGAUUCAGUAUGGCAGAACUCGAAAUGUCAAGAUGCACGAAAUGCUCCUCCUCCUUCUCCUGCUCCUGUGGUUGCACCUAAAGCGAAAGCUGGCAGUGUAUCAGCUCCUGAAGCGCAAGCAGAGAAUACGAGCACUUUUCUUCCGUCUAUUUUGGGUCUGUCAGCAAUGAAUCAAGCGACAUUAACGAAAAACAACGGAGGACAAGAAGGAGGACCUUCACCACAGACGGUUGCUGUAUUUGACGAAAAAGUGAAAGCGGAACUGGCGGAAAAGUUUUUGAGAGUCGAGUACAUGAAUCACUACCUGACACAGCGCCAAUCCGAACAUAGACUUUGGGGAGAAUUGGUCUGCGACGUCUUAAACCACUGGGAGCAGCGUGGUUUGAUCUACGAUGUCCACGCCUACAAAGAUUUGGGUGCGUUUUCUAGGGACAACGAGGCAUAUCGUGGCGCCACCGAGGACGAAGUGAAGGACGGAUUCUUGAAGAAUCCUAGUGGUCAUGAAGCGCUGUAUAGACAGAGGUCGAUCCGCAGCAUCUGCGAAAACGAAUACGCCAACGUUCGCGUGGCAAGAGACAAAGGCCCAAGAUCGCCGCUUCAUGUUUUCAUGGCUAUUCUUCUAGGCGGACACGACGCAGUGAGGGGACAGGAAUUUGCGGUGGUAUUGAUAAUGAUCUUUUUCGUGUUUACUAGGUAACUUUUGGUGAACUGCAUUAAGAAGUUGCAGUUCGACUUCCUCGUGACCAAACCACCAUCAUAGAUAAAACAAAGUAUUCCAUACUACAUCAGUACAGUUGUCGUGGUCGUUAUACUAGCUAAAGAUUCAUAUUCUUCCAACUGUCACUAUCUCCAACGUGAGACUGAAAAACUCAACAGAGCUUCCUUCGUGAUCAAGAAUCGCGUUUGGACGCUUCGGAAACCUUAUCCUUGUCCGACUGGAUUGAGGAGUACGCACCGCAAGACGAAGAGGGAAACGACAUCCAGGAGGAGAGGUCGGAUGAGGAGGCGAAGGAACUGAAGUCCGCUACGUGGAGAAAGUUGGAGCCCAUCGUGAUGCAAUGGGAGGUCAUCUUCGCGAAGAUUUUCAGAGAACGAUUCUUGUUGAAGAAGCAAAUCGAGUUCGAUCUAUAUCAUCCAGUCUUACUGCAAGACCUGUUUGACAACGAGGCAAGGGAUACGGCUGGAAAUGGAUUGGGUACAACUGCUUGUCUUCAACUUCUAAUCGCUUGUUCAUUGACCAUAAUUCUGGCUGUGACAGUGACAGCUUAAUCCAGUUUGCUGCUAUCUAGUUGUCCUCCCGUUGAUCUCGUCCAUGACUAUGAAUGUACAUGUUUGAUUUAGUUGAUACCCGUAAUAAUCAAAUGGCAUUUAUUAAUGUGCCAUGAUCUUCUUUUCGUGCAGGUGAGUUCUACUCCUUCUCCCAUCUUCCGCCCUCAAACAUCAGGCGUAAUCCGACCAGAACUGUACUCGAUGAUGCUUGAAGGGAAUUACACUGGUCUCAAGGUCGCAGUCCAAUUGUUUAAGACUAAGUCCGCUGAAGAGCCUGAAGAACCGUCGGCGCAAGGAGGAGCUGGUGCUGCUGCUGGAACUGCUGGAAGUCAGUUUCAGUCCCCGGCUCAACAGUCUCGUUGCGAGGAACAGAACCGGAUGGCGCACACAGAAGUUCGCAUUAUAGAGAUCAGUAAAGAAGAGUUGGAUUUCGAACAAGUUGAAGGAGACCGUGUCAGUUUUCAAGAUCCCUCUAACCCAGCAACUAAGGCAGCUACCGCAGAUGCAUCCUCAGGCUCAGCAGCAUCCUUGCUGCCUCUUUUGUUUUUAAAGGGAAAAACAAAAAGGGGUACAAGGAAGGAUGCUGAUGCUCUCAAGAAAGAUGCUCGCGCGGUAGCUCUAAGACAAAAAACGUGGAGGAUGUGAUCCCAACUAUUCUUGAGCUGUCUUUGAGAAGAAAACUGUACAACCUCUGGCAAGUGAAAAAGCUUUUGGAUGUGCUCCUGCGACCACAAUUCAACCGUAUUUUUGGAACUGGGGAAUCGGUGUUGUUGACAGCAGAGGAACUACAAGCUCAUAUGACUGCAACGGCACAAACACGAGCUGAAACAGGAGAAGCGGCCCAUCGUCAAGGACGCAAAGACGCAGCAUGGUGGACGAAAUUGGGAAACAACUUCUUAUCGGGAUGCAGCACGUUUGCAGGUAUUGAAAUUUAUUGUACUUGUGCUUGUGCGACCAAGAUGAAGCACUUGUAGUUUAGUUCGUUUGUCGUAGAAGUCUGUGGAUAAGUGCGUCGUAUUAAGCCCGCUUUACUUCUUUUUUCACCUAAGUAAGUCACUGUUCAUCUUAGACGAAGUAAGUUUAAGUUCUUACAGAUAUUAUAUAUAAUGAUAAAAGCAGCAUACUACCAAACUUCAUAACAACAAAACCACAUAAACAACGAACUUCUUCCAAGUUUGAUCAAACAACAACGUCUCCCUCGUCAGGUAUGGUCGCCGGCAUUUUUUCGGAUGCUGCUAAGGGUCAUUGCUAUCGUGCAGCAACUGCGUUUUCGAAUCGAGCCAUUCAAAUUGACUACGACGUCGCGAGAGAGAACCAAAACCAGCGAGAUUCGGUCCGUGCCCGAAAGUUCUUGCGGAAGUUCGCUUACCCCCUCUCCUCUUUGACCGAACUCUCCAGUCAAUUAGCUUGGAUGCUGCGCGCCUUCCCAAAUCUUUUGGCUUAUUUUGUCGACAAAGAGGAGCAUAAACUCGCAUCUUCUGGAUCUUCUGACAGAGUAGAGCAAGCCGAAAUGGAACGAGAUAAGGACAUGAAAGUGGACAUGCUUCACACUUUCAUGACUGGCGUCCUCUUGCCGGUUUCUUGGAUCUUGCGUUCACACCUGACCUACUUGUUUAUUCCAGCAGAGAACGCAGACGAACGAGAGACGUUUGGCAAUGCAGCCAGGGAAAUCCGUACGUUUUUGGAUGCAUUGGAAGGUUGGGUGCCAUUCGACCAUUUUUUCAAGCAUCCUCUUCAUCACGGCAACGCUAUGCAGCUAGCUGGAAUCCAAGAAUGCUUGAGUUCCCUCGAUUUGUUGCGAGAAAUUUUAGAAGCGAAGACGGAACACAGCAAAUACGUUCCUCGACAAUAUUUGAGUUUGAAUUUGUUCGAACAAGCGACGCCUUUGGUGGAACAAAUCGUGACGGAGGAAGUAACUGCAUUAUUCGACACGCAUCUCGAUUGUGCAGCAAAUACCAGGACGAUGAACACGUACUUCUAAGAUUUUUAUUUUCAGUUUCACAACUGUUUAGGAGUAUAAUUUUUCAUCUUGUCCUCUGGGCACUAAUUUUUCAUCCUUUCUCGGACACAAAAUUUUUCAUCUUCUCACUGUAGAGGAUGCUUUUGGUUUUGGGCUAUUUUUCCACAUAGUUGCACUUCGUUCUUGUCACUCUUCUGCUCUCAUUCCCCCUGAUCCUUCCUCGCAGGUAUCUACUUAACAAGUCGUCAUCAAGUCGAUUUUCUUGUGUGCGCCAGAAGGAGGAGAUCAAGGGUGAUGUGACGAUCUACAUCGCCAAGAACCUAGAGUCCGAUCUACACCGCGAAAUGUAUCUGGCUAAGAAUUUUGAACCGGAACGACGCGCCAUGCUCUAUUCCCCAAGUGCACUUCUGGCUGGUAUUCGAAGCAGUGGCAUGGCUGGAGACCCCACUGUACACUUACAGCCGGAACAUGUUCGCAGGGUCACUGUGCAAGUCAUAGGCAGGGAGCUGAAUCGCAUUUUCCGCAAUCACAAGGUGUUUUCGAUGCCUGUGGAAGGAGAGACUUGUACCAUGGACUUCGUUGAAGGCUUAGAUGAAGGCAAUGAGAUGCUCCUGUGGUCAGUGACGCAUGAUACGCGCAUACUCAGUACCACAGAGCAAGCUGCUGGAGGCCAGCAUAUACUUGGGGGAGGUCAAGAUGAAGAUGCUGACAUGAUUAGUGCAGCUGAUGAGUCGACCUGGAACUCUCCUACAACAUCCUCCAGUAUUGCUUUACAGCGACGACGUAAAGUUUUUCGCUCUGUGCAAGAAGUAAGGGAGUAUCUCGCAAAACUUCACACUGAAGUGCAGAGAAAAGCCCUGUAUAACUCGGUGGAAACUUCACACACGGCGCGUAUGUUCCAGGAGACAGUUUCAAAGACUGGUCGAGGAGUGCAGGUUCGUAAAAAGAGGAAACUACCGCAUCAAGGCGCGAGAAAGGGUGUGCAAGGAGGAGCUGCAAAGCAGAAUGAGGUUCCUAGUAAGCCAAAAGACGCUCCUACCGCAAGUACAAGUACAACUAUAAAAACAUCUAGGAGGACCAAGACCUUCGUCGUAAAGGCCAAACUUGAAGCGAUGCACCGUGUCGCAGAUAGUGGAUCUUUGACCCACGGGUCUUCAUUCGCAGGUGCCCGUCUUCCCCAGUGCCAAAAACGCUCCACAAACAACAGGCCUUUGGUGAUCGUCUCAGACCAGGAUUAUUUUUCUGACAAUGAUGGCGUCGAAUACAAAACCCUGCCGCAUCUUGUGGAACACACAGCGAUUCGUCUAAAGGAAGCUGAAGACAACAAAGAACGACAGAAAGCCAGCAGCGUGAGCGAUUUAGCAAGAAAGACGGUUGAUCAGUUAAACACUCCUAGUAAUGCGUCAUCUAUCGACGAAAUGAGGAGACUCGGAGGUUCCUCAGCAGACCCUACUAAGGCCCUCCAGACCGGUUUUAGUGGACUCUCAGUGUCUUCAAAUCCAGUAUUUUCAUCAAGCAUUCCUGAACACACAGUCGACCGAGUCGUCCUUUGUCCUAGUGGUGCUGUCUCUGUCCACGCUGCUCGCGACCUCGCUUCUACCUUAGUGGGGUAUAUGCGGAUGUACACUGAAUGGUCAGAGAGGGAGAAGCUUCCGUCUUCAGCCGCUCACAUGAAUGAUGAGGAGAAACGACUAGGGCGAAUGUGGACUCGCUUCAGUGUCAAGGCUCUGGCUCUAUACCACGUCAAAUGGGGCCGCUGUGCUACUGCGUUGCAACUUCAGAGUCUAUUGCGCGACCUCUACUUCGAAAUGCAGUAUAAGGAUAGGUGCGCGUUGUUUCGGUUGGAUGGACAGGAAUUGUCGGAUGAAAACUUGAUGGGGGAAAGAGGUGAUGUUGAUCAAUCUUCUCGUACAACCAAUGCAGUUUGGCGCUACCGCUUACGCAGUCGUGAUGUGUGCCGAUUGCCUCGCUUUAACGCUACUGUCCGUGGUAAUCGGGUUAGGCUUGACGCGAGUCUGGACGCGCAGACAGCUGCUCUGGCUGCCGAAAGAGAACGCGAUAGAUUACACGAUCAAGCAAGAAGAGCCAUUGCAGCAGCUUCUAGUGAUGUUGCAGAAGCAGGAGGUUCUCGUAGAGCUGCAAUCUAUCCGUCUGCAGCUCACACAUCUUCACCACGUAAACAACCGUCACAAGAAACUGUCCUGUUAGAACAAACUAGAAGAAUCUUCAAGGCCUAUGAUGCCUUCUUUGAUAGGAUUUUUAACUCAUCUGCGACGACUGAGAUGGAAUUUUCAGCACUCGCAGCUGGUGGGGAUUCAACAUGACCAUGACCAAAACAUGCUAGUUAUUUAACUAAAUGAUCUACCACAAAAAGGAAAGCUAUUUUUGCUGCUAGCGUCAGAAUGUUACCGAGGCAGCUCGACAUGAAAAUGAAACACAAAGAAGUAAGGAAGGAAACAAGCAAGUACUAGUACUACAACAAGAUGAAAUUGAUAGCAUGCUUAAGCUUAGAGAUGAAUAGAUACAACUUGAAAAUGAACAAGGUCAUCAUGAUCAUCUAGAAAAAGAAUUGAUGACCACCAUGUAGGAUGUAGGAUGUUUUUCAACUGAUCUUAACGAAAAUCCUGCGUGGUUCCUUAAUAUCAGGCGACAGUAGCAAUAUUUUUAGACGAAAAUGAUAAUGAAACAAGACAAAAAAGAAGAGGAAGUUCUUAAUGAAAAUAAUAGGAGUGCAAUCUUCACUGGUAAUCAUGAAUGUUGAAGGAGUAGAUUUUUUUUCGAGAUUUUUUUGGAUUACGUCGGUUGGUACCGUGCAAAAUACCGAUCGAGGAUGGGUUUUUUUCUUUGUCACUGUUUCGACUUUUUUUAGUUUAUAGUUCAACAACAUCACAUACUUACAUAUUUUUUAUUAGCCGAUACCAUGGUUGGUAUCCGUUUCGCAUUAAAGAUGUGAUUUUCAUCGAUGGUGCUCGUUGAACAACAAGAAGAUUUCUAUCAUUUUUUUUAUGUGCAAAAUUGGUUUCGAUUUUUUUAGGGAUGUUAUGAAGAUGUUAAAUAAUGAAGGUGACGUUGAACUUAAGAGCGGACAGGAUUUCAUUACUAGCUCAAAAUGUUGUGCUUAUUUCUUACGAGAUUGAAU
Amoebophrya sp. A25 is the source of this 15027-nucleotide messenger RNA. Lineage: Eukaryota; Dinophyceae; Syndiniales; Amoebophryaceae. The record is from the annotation of a GenBank genome assembly.